Messenger RNA from Geodia barretti, 705 nucleotides. The record is from the annotation of a GenBank genome assembly. NCBI's taxonomy places the organism in Eukaryota, Metazoa, Porifera, Demospongiae, Tetractinellida, Geodiidae.
AUGUUGCACUGUGAGAGCGAUUCCAUCCUCAAGAAAUCGAAAAGAGAAAAUCGACGCCGACAACAGAACGGACUACAUGUGCAUCAGCGACUGGCGAAACCCAGAGAGCGAAUACGUGGCGACACUGGACGCCGUGGCCCUGGCCGAACUCACGGGCUGCACCGUGCUGGUGGCCACGUGAGCCAGCCGUGCUGCUCAGAGCCAUUCGGGCGGCGCGCGGGCGGGGCGCGAGGAUUUUCGCCGAAAGCUGCCCCCAGUAUUUCUAUCUCGACCACUUCGCAUUUGGAAAAGCUGGGGCCGUUCGUCAAGUUCACGCCUGUGAUUCGCUCGGCCGAGACGCGAGACGGAAUGCGCAGAAGCCCUGGGGCGGCAUGGUGGACACCAUCGGCACCGACCACUGCCCCUUCCCCCGCCAGCGGAAGGUGGACGGCCUCGAGAACAUCCACGAGCGCCUUCGGGAUUCCGGGCGUGGAGACGACGGUGCGCCUGAUGCUCAACGCCGUGAGCGAGGGCGUCAUGACCCUCAACCAGAUGGUGCGCAUCUGCUGCGAGCAGCCCGCGCGCGUAUUCCGCAUCUAUCCCGGAAAGGGUGCAUCCAGGUGCGAUGCGGACUUCAUCGUCGUGGACAUGGACAAGGAGAGACGCUGCGCGACGCGGACAUCGUCUCCAAAUGCAAGUGGACGCCCUUUGACGGCUGGGGGGUGA